UUCUUAGAAAAAUAUUAGAUUCAACAUAACAGAUCGAUAAAAGUCAUAAUUAAGUAUUUAUCUGUUAUGUUAAUCGAUUUCAAAGCAAGUAAAUCCUAUUUUCAAACGGAGUAAACCAUCAACAUUUGAGGCGUGUGUUCACGUCAUUACGUAUUUUUGAGCGCUUCCUUCCUUUCUAGAAGGAGCGUGGUGAAGAUGGCGGCGGAAAACUCGGUGCCGAGUGAUCUUUUCAAAUGCGUAUAUUCCUUUCUGUUGGAGAACAAGUUCACCAAGGCGGCUAACGAGUUCCUGAAACAGACCAAAGUUAAUGCGCAAGAUCAAAAUGAAGAGAGCCUUGUCAGCAUCUACAACUUCUGGGUGAAGUCACCUCAGGCCAAGAAACGAAAAGCACCUGACGCUGUUAAUGGUCCUUCAGCCAAAAAAGCAAAGCCUGGUGCAGAAAGCUCCAGCAGUGAGGAAUCGAGCAGUGAUGAAGAAGUUGAUGAAAAACAGAUCAAACCAGCAGCAGUAGCCAGCGCAGUGUCUGCAAAACCUGGAGCUGCUAAAGCAGCAUCCAGUAGCAGCGAAGACUCAAGUGACUCUGAGGAGGAGAAGACUGCUGCAAAAGCUCCUGCAAAGGCACCUGUUAAAGGACCACCACCUCCUGCAGCAACAGGCACGACAAGGAAAAAGGACAGCAGCUCGAGCAGUGAAGAAUCUGACUCUGACGAUGAACAGCCAGCCAAAGCUCCUGCACCGAAAACAAGUACUGGUGCUGUCACCACACCCAAAGCAGCUGUUCCUACCAGAGGUGCAGCUCAGAAGAAGCAGGAGAGCAGCAGCAGUGAAGACAGCUCCUCAGACUCCGAAGAUGAGCAACCUGCCAAGAAGACUCCAGCUAAACCUGCCGCAGUAACAAAAGCAGCUGCAGCUGAGUCAAGCAGUGAAGAUUCUUCGUCUGAGGAUGAAGCUCCGCCAAGCAAAAAACCCAAAGCAGGAGCUUACAGUGCAGUCCCACCUCCUGCUUCAAUCCAGAAAGCUCCUGCUGCGCCAGCUGCCAGCAAGGCCAAGGCCAGUGAGUCUUCAGACAGCAGUGAUGACAGCAGUGAUGAAGAGGACAAAGUGGCCACAAAACCUGCACCUGUAAAGAAAGCCAAUACCAAACCUGGCAUGGCUAAACCUGCAGCAAAAAAGCAGGACUCCAGCUCAGACAGCUCAGAUUCAAGUUCAGAGGAAGAAGAGGCCAAGAAGCCUGCAGCCAAAGUUACCCCAGCUAAAGCAGUCAAAGCCAAACCUGCCCCAGCUAAGGCAGCACCUGCUACCAAUAAAGACUCUGAUGAAGAGUCAUCAAGUUCAGAAGAGGAAGUUAAGAAGCCUGCAGCAAAAGUGACUCCGGCUAAAUCUGCCCCAGCUAAACCAGCUGCUGCAACGCCUGCUUUAGAGAAGGAGAAGACAAAGAAGCCCACAGCUAAACCUCAACCUGCCAAGACAGCUCCAGCUCAAAAAGAUGAGUCCUCAAGCUCAGAAAGCAGCUCUGAAGAUGAGGCUCCAGCAAAACCCUCAACUAAAACUGCAGCCCCAAAGGCACCCGUUGCUGCCUCAAAACCAGCUAAGGCAACGGAGUCUAGCUCUGAGUCGGACGACUCCACUGAUGAUCAAGUACCAAUGAAAGCUAAGCCAGCCGCUAAAUCACCUGUCGGUGCUUCAAGGCCUACUGCUCCUGUUUCAAAGCCUCCAGCAGCAGCAGAGAGCAGCUCAGAUGCUGACUCUUCUGAAGAUGAGGAGGAACCAGCUAAAACUAAGCCUAUAGUAACCAAAAUGGCUCCAGCAUCAAAGCCCACCACUCCUACAGCUAAACCUGCUGCAGCAGCUGAGAGUAGUUCUGACUCUGACUCAUCAUCAGAAGAUGAAGAACCAGUAAAGGCUAAACCUGCUGCAACAAAAACGUCUAAACCAGCUACAAAGCCCGCUACUCCUGCAGCUAAGCCUGCUGCAGCAGAAAGCAGCUCAGAUUCUGACUCCUCCUCAGAGGAUGAAGAACCAGUAAAGGCUAAACCUGCUGCAACAAAAACGUCUAAACCAGCUACAAAGCCUGCUACUCCUGCAGCUAAGCCUGCUGCAGCAGAAAGCAGCUCAGAUUCUGACUCCUCCUCAGAGGAUGAAGAACCAGCCAAGGCUAAACCUGCAGCAGCUAAAGCAGCUACCCCGGCUUCAAAGCCUGCGACACCUGCUGCAAAGUCUGCUGCUGCAAAGUCUGCUGCUGCUGAGAGCAGCUCAGAUUCUGACUCCUCCUCUGAAGAUGAAGAACCAGCCAAGGCUAAACCUGCAGCAGCCAAAGCAGCUACCCCGGCUUCAAAGCCUGCGACACCUGCUGCAAAGUCUGCUGCUGCAAAGUCUGCUGCUGCUGAGAGCAGCUCAGAUUCUGACUCCUCCUCUGAAGAUGAAGAACCAGCCAAGGCUAAACCUGCAGCAGCCAAAGCAGCCACCCCGGCUUCAAAGCCUGCUACACCUGCUGCAAAGUCUGCUGCUGCCGCUGAGAGCAGCUCAGAUUCUGACUCCUCUUCUGAAGAUGAAGAACCAGCCAAGGCUAAACCUGCAGCAUCUAAAGCAGCUACCCCGGCUUCAAAGCCUGCUACACCUGCAGUGAAAACUGCUGUUAAACCUGCUGCUGGAAAAGCAGAAAGCAGCUCAGACUCUGACUCUUCCUCUGAAGAAGAAGAGCCAGCUAAGGCUAAGCCAACAACAGCAAAGAAAGCUAUCCCACCAUCAAAACCCACCACACCUGCAGCUAAACCAUCUGCUGCAGCAGAAAGCAGUUCUGACUCAGACUCCUCCUCUGAAGAGGAAGAAACGGCCAAGGCUAAACCAACAGCGGCCAAACCGACAGCAGCUAAAACUGCUACACCAACUUCAAAGCCUGCUACUCCUGCUGGAAAAGCUGGAGCAGUACCACAAAGCAGCUCUGAAUCUGACAGCUCAGACUCUGAGGAUGAAGUAGCCAAGCCUGCAGUGAAGAAACAAGCCACAGCAGCGGUCAAGAAGCCUGCAGCUGCCAGGGCCACAAAGGCUGCAACAACAUCAACAAAAAAGGCAGAAGAGGACAGUUCUGACUCCUCUGAUAGCUCAGAUUCUGAAGCUGAAGCCCCCCCAGCUAAGCCUGCAGUCACCAAUGGCAAGGCAUCAACUCCCAAGACAAACACAGCAAAGGUUGCAGCAAAGCCAACACAGUCUUCAUCCAGCGACGACAGCUCUGAUGAGGAGGAAGAGACUAGUAAAAGUAAAACAAAACCUGCUACCCCAGUUGUAGCAGCCAAGACAACCCCAGCAGUUAAACCUAAAGAGAAAAGUAGCAGCUCUUCAGACAGUUCAUCAGAUGAGGAAGACGCACCAAGUAAAGCAGCCACUGCACCUACCACCCCCACAAUAAAUACCAAUGGAAAGAGAAAAAGAGAUGAAGAAUCAUCUGACAGUGAAGAGGAAGAAACACAAUCAAAAACGCCAAAAAGCAAGAAAGUAACAACCACACCGCAAACUUUUCCAAAAGCGAAUAAAAAGUCUUCAAACGUACCCUUCCGUAGAAUCAUGGAGGAUCACAUUGAUGUGGAUCCUCGUCUGACAGACAAUUCGUUUGAAGCCAAGCGUGGAGCUAACGGAGACUGGGGCCAAAAAGCUAACGAAGUGCUGAAGUUCACUAAAGGCAAGUCGUUCCGCCAUGAAAAGACGAAGAAAAAGAGGGGGAGCUACCGAGGCGGAGCCAUUUCCACUACAGUCAACUCUAUUAAGUUUGACAGUGACUGAGGACCCUCUCACUCUGAUCCUCCUGACUUUAACUGUACUGUACCCAAUGUGAUCAGGAGCCGGUUGUAUGCUCUCCAACCUGUAAACAAUCUGUCACAUCACACUAUCAGAAAACAUGAGCUGAGAUUUAUUUAACUUCUGUUAGUACAUAGUGAAGACUAAUUAUUUGAGGAAACAGUUAGGUGGAGCUGUGGCAGCAACAAAUAUGUUUACAGUGGUAACAUCAGACUGUACUGGUUGACAUUCAUGUGAAAUUAUUACUUAUAGCCACUAGGUGGCUGCAGGCCCCCAAGUCAUGGUACAGGGUCAACAUGUCUGCCCUUUGUUAGCUUUUACCUGGUUAUCAUGUGAUGAAUGCCCUGUUAUUAUAGUUUAACUUUAAUCCAUCCUGACAGCUUCUUUGUGUGUUAAAAAGCAGUUCUUUCUUUUUUAUGAAAUGGAUCUCAUGCAUUGUUAGUCUAAUUUUAUUUGGCCACAUUAACGUAGGGAGAGGGAAUGUUUGGGCUUUUCUCUAAAUGUUGCAAGUAGAACAGUUUUAUACCACAUUUAUUCAUUUUUAUUCCAUUUCACCCUUUAGGACCUCAGAUGUGUUCUCAAUUGAUUUCUUAAGGACAUUUUUGUUUGUUUUGGUGUUGGGAUGCCCAUGUUAACCCUUCCUGUUUUGUUCAUCAGUGGCAUCUAAGUAAUCAGAACCAAGAGCCAUGUUUAAAAUUACGGUAUGGAUUUCUGUGUACAAUAAUUUUUUUUAAUGCUUGUAAUUGUAAAUAAAGAUUUAACAAAAGUGAUCAGCUUUGAUCUGAUUUCAA
Molecule: messenger RNA, 4583 nt
Organism: Melanotaenia boesemani (Boeseman's rainbowfish)
Lineage: Eukaryota; Metazoa; Chordata; Actinopteri; Atheriniformes; Melanotaeniidae
Gene: nolc1
Product: nucleolar and coiled-body phosphoprotein 1
Exons: 15
Coding region: 196-3777 (1193 amino acids)
Cellular component (GO): nucleolus; nucleoplasm
Molecular function (GO): protein binding
Source: RefSeq, a predicted model, not a curated record